Messenger RNA from Mesorhabditis spiculigera, 1419 nucleotides. Lineage: Eukaryota; Metazoa; Nematoda; Chromadorea; Rhabditida; Rhabditidae. The record is from the annotation of a GenBank genome assembly.
AUGCUGUUCUGUGUACACAAAAGUACUAGUCAAACCCGGAAAGCUCUCAAUGGUGAUAAGAAUGGAGACGAGGUUGCUGGCUGGCUGAAGUCGUUGCGUCUUCAUAAGUAUACGACGUUGUUCCAGGAGCUGACCUAUGAGGAGAUGCUCUCUCUUGAUGAUCUCCUCCUCGAAAGACGCCACGUCACCAAAGGAGCUCGAAAGAAGAUUUUGCAAAGCAUCGACAAGCUUCUUCAGCGCCCCUUCGUCCUCCGGCAAACUGCUGACAUGCUCCGCCGCAACCCUGGAGAGAGAUGCCUUAACUGCGCCAUCGCUUGCCUCCGCUACACCCUCGGGACCCCGAUUCGCCCGUAUGGCCCAACCACUUCCAGCUCCCCGGAUUCUGGAUGGUCUGGCGUGUCCGAUCAGAACCUCCCCGAGAUGCUGUUCCGCCUGGUGUACAUGGUGCAAACCCUGCUCUUCCGUUAUGGGCUAAGCCCUCUGGAAGAUGUGGAGGACGAGUACUUGUACAUGUUGCUCCACGUCUACGAUCGGAUCCUGAGCAAUGAGGCUUUCACCGCGGCGCAGAAGACGAAGGUGAUGGAGUGGAAGCGGGAAGCGCGUGACUUUUUGGCACCUGGGGAUAUUAAGAGGACCCGCGUGAAUACACCUCAUUCUCCACGUUGUGAGGGAUGUAUGACUGCGGCUAAAUCCCUGCCUCCACGCCCUAUCCCUCUACAACGUUCCAUCUAUCAAACCGUCCUAAGUGUCCGCCAGGUCUCCAACCUCCCUAAAGAACUUCUGGAGCAACUCCUGACCGCUAACCUCUUCGCCCCGCACCAGCUGGCCAUGUUCUGCCUCUUCCAACAGCAGAUCAUCCAACACCAACAGCAGCAACAGCAGCAACAACAGCAACAGCAGAAGCAGCAACAACAACAACAACAACAAACCCAGCCUGUCCAGCCAAAGCCUGCCCCGCUCCAAAACCCCCUCUUCGCACCGAAUCUGGGCUUCGAGAUGGCGGCCGAGCCGACGCAGAGCUACUAUCGACAGCCGAAGCCGAUCGUGCAGCAGCCUGCUCAGGCUCAGGCCCAACCCAAGGAGGAGCCGUUGAGCGCCGAUUUCGCACGGAUGGCGAUCGGGACUUGGCGUGGGGUGGCUGAGGAGGAAGCUUUGAAGCAUCGUAUCUACGAGCCAUUCUCACCUCCGUUAUGCGAUUCGACCUCGGGCUACUCCUCUUCUGGCAGUGAGCGAGGCUCAGCCGGCUCCCCGGAAGCCUACCGUAACCGAGCUGUCGCGGCUCCCAAGUCCCCCAUCUCUCGGCUUCAUGAACAGGUCCUACGGCCCGGCCCGUUCAGCGACAUCUUCAACGAGUACGACCUCCUCGGCGCUGCUGUGCCGAAGAUCGACGUCGAUUGGGUGUAUGAAAUCUCGCGAAAA